Molecule: messenger RNA, 1103 nt
Organism: Ochlerotatus camptorhynchus
Lineage: Eukaryota; Metazoa; Arthropoda; Insecta; Diptera; Culicidae
Exons: 5
Coding region: 1-1101 (366 amino acids)
Source: RefSeq, a predicted model, not a curated record
AUGUUGACCAAGUCAGUGGCUCAUCUAACUGUCGUUCUUACAGGUGCGAAAUUUGCGGCUUCAUUUUUGGAGAAAUGCAUCACCUACAUUGCCGAGAAUGCGUCGGAAUGUGUCAAGACAAACGCAUUCCUGAAUCUAACGAAGGAGGGUCUCAUCCAGGUCAUAUCCUACGAUAAUCUCGGCCUGGAAGAAGAGGACGUUUGGCGGUGUGUGCUAUCGUGGGCCAAAAAUCAAGCCGGAGUGACACAGCCAACCGCGCACUGGACGGAGGAGGAACGCCAACGUGUAUGUCAACAGCUAGCUCCGGUCAUUUCGCACGUUCGUUUGUUCCUCAUCGACAGUCAGGUGUUUGCCGAGGAAGUUGAACCCACUGGAGCCGUUCCGAUAGAACUUUCCCUGGAACGCUACCGGCGUGCUGCAUUGCAUUCCAACAAACUACCCGCGUCAGCGGUGCCAGUUCCGGCUGGACCACUAUCGGAAAACGACAAGCGUCUACAACCUCGUUUGAUGCUCAACCUGUACCAUGGAUCGACGAUUCUGAAGAAUGACAAAAUUCACAUGCAAGGAACGCUGAACGGCUUCUACGGAGUGCCGAAGCAAACGUGGCGCUUGGUCUACCGUGCCUCAACGAACGGUUUCUCAGCUGCAGCGUUCCACCGACAUUGUGAUGGAAUUGCACCGUUGUUUAUAAUCGCGUUGGGAACUCAAGGUGCCAUCAGUGGAGGCUUCACAGACGUGGCAUUCGCUAAAACCAACCGAAAAGGCGGCUACAUCCACUCGGAGAAGGCAUUCCUGUUUGCCUUGAACUACAGCAACGAGCCACCAAUGAAGUUCGACAUCAUCAAGAAACCGUACGCGAUAUGCUACCAUCCAGACUGUGGUCCCAUUUUCGGAGCGGGAGCCGAUUUGCUCAUUUCGAACAAUUGCAACGUGAACCUGGAAUCGUAUUCGAACUUUCCCCACUCGUACGACGGCCCGAAUGCCGUGGUUGGAAAUCUGUUCGGGGAAUAUAAUUUCUCGAUUGCGGACUACGAGGUGUUCACUCUUGCUCCAUCGACUGGGCCUUCCGGGAUCAAGAUGAAGCAUGAUCGGUAUCCUUGAAU